Messenger RNA from Archocentrus centrarchus (flier cichlid), 6124 nucleotides. It is a transcript of the gene cpda, whose product is annotated as carboxypeptidase D, a. Gene Ontology annotation, molecular function: metallocarboxypeptidase activity; zinc ion binding. Lineage: Eukaryota; Metazoa; Chordata; Actinopteri; Cichliformes; Cichlidae. Bases 126 to 4202 code for a protein of 1358 amino acids. The transcript is spliced from 21 exons. The record is from RefSeq and is a predicted model, not a curated record. Gene Ontology annotation, biological process: protein processing; peptide metabolic process.
UAGGCAGGCCAGAACGACUCGGGAAGACGUCCGUUUCUGUGGAGCUAAACUACAAAAUACUCGAGUGUGGUGUUUGUUCUUCAGUUACGAAUUCCGGAUGGUGUAGGAGUAGAAGACAGGUCAAGAUGGUGUCUAUCUGGAAUCAUUUCUCGACGACGCUGAAACUAAGGGCGCCACUUUUCGCCUUUCUUCUCUUUUUUGUCGCCUCUCUUGGCGACGCCAGACUGCAAAGCGCACGAAGCGCCCGAGCCUCGACGGAGGAAGCGGUAGAAACUUAUGGCAAAUACUACAAUUAUGUUGAACUAACAGAACGUUUGCAAUCAUUAGCCCAGAAAUAUCCUCACAUAGCUAACCUGUCGAGUAUAGGACAGUCCGUGGAGGGCAGGCAGCUGUGGGUGAUGCGGGUUACCAAGGACCCCAACACGGACACACCGGGGAAACCUAAAUUUAAAUACGUUGGGAACAUGCACGGCGACGAAACCGUGUCCAGACAGGUGCUGGUUUACCUCGUGGAGUACCUGCUGACUAAAUACGGGGAGGAAGAGCGCAUCACUGAGCUGGUGAACGGGACGGAUAUUUACAUUAUGCCCAGCAUGAAUCCCGACGGCUUUGAGAAGUCCAUAGAGGGGGACUGCAAUAGUGAAAACGGUCGAAGUAAUGCCAAAAAUAAGGACCUAAACAGAAGCUUUCCUGAUCAGUUUGACGGAAAGACCGCGGAUCCAGAUAGUAUCCCCGAGGUGAUGGCUGUGAUCAGAUGGAUCCAGGAGCAAAAAUUUGUGCUGUCAGGGAAUCUACAUGGUGGCACUGUGGUCGCCAGUUACCCUUUUGAUGACUCAGCCUCCCAUAAGCAGGAAGGUCAGUACAGCGAGUCAGCGGACGAUGGUCUGUUUCGCCACUUGGCCCUGGUAUAUUCCCAGAACCACCCUGUGAUGAAGACUGGUGCGCCUAACUGUCCUGAUACCCCAGAGGAAACCUUUAAAGAUGGCAUUACUAAUGGAGCACAGUGGUACGACGUACCUGGAGGGAUGCAAGACUACAACUACCUUUAUGGAAACUGUCUGGAAAUCACAAUAGAGCUGAGCUGCUGCAAAUAUCCUUUUGCUUCUGAGCUCCAUAGGGAAUGGAAUUUAAACAAGGAAUCCCUGCUAGCCUACAUAGAACAGGUGCACAUCGGUGUUCGUGGCUUUGUGAAGGACGCAGUUAGUGGUGCUGGCCUCAGCAAUGUGAGCAUUGUGGUAGCAGGCAUCCGCCACAACCUGAUGACAGGAAAAUACGGGGACUACUACCGCCUUCUGCUACCUGGAAUAUACAACAUUACAGCUGUGGCACCAGGCUACAUAUCAGUGUCGGUCAGCGGUGUCCAGGUCACGGACGGCAAAGCAGAAGAACUUAACUUUACCUUGGCACCUGUGGUUAGUGAGGCAGCAGGUAACACCACUGUGACUACAACCUCAGUGCUGUCCAUCAACCAUCCAAACAAUUCCACUACCAGCUCUUUGGACUCCACCCAGACUGUGGUGGUUCCUUCUGUUUCUCCAACUUCACACCAGCCCAUCCAGCCGCAGGAAUUCCGUCACCACAACUAUGCAGAUAUGGAGCUGUUCCUGCGGAAGUACAGCAGCGAGUUUCCUUCUAUUACCCAUGUCUACUCUGUUGGCCAUUCUGUGGAUGGCCGUGAGCUGUAUGUGAUGGUCAUCUCAAAUAACCCUAAAGCUCAUGAGCAUGGUGAGCCAGAAUUUAAGUAUGUGGCCAACAUGCACGGCAAUGAAGUGGUGGGUCGAGAGUUAAUGCUCAACCUCAUAGAGUAUCUGUGUCGGAACUAUGGUACCGACCCGGAGGUCACUCAGUUGGUCAACAGCACGCGCAUUCACAUCAUGCCUUCGAUGAACCCCGAUGGCUACGAGGUAGCUGAUGAAGGCGAUAAAAAGGGCUACAAAGGGCGCAACAACACCAACAAUUAUGACCUGAAUCGCAACUUUCCCGAUCAGUUUGUCAACAUCACAGAACCCAGACAGCCAGAGACCACUGCUGUGAUAAACUGGCUGAAGAGUAUCCCUUUCGUCCUGUCAGCCAACCUCCAUGGAGGGUCCUUGGUGGUCAACUAUCCCUUUGAUGAUGGCAAAAAUGGGAAUAGUUAUUAUAGCAAGUCACCUGAUGAUGAGGUCUUUCAGCAGGUCUCUAGAGCCUACUCUCAGGAAAAUCCUCUGAUGCACAAAGGACACCCUUGUGAGGAGCUGUACCCCGAUGAAUAUUUUAAGGAUGGCAUAACCAACGGUGCCCAGUGGUACAGUGUUCCCGGUGGCAUGCAAGACUGGAAUUACAUGAACACCAACUGUUUUGAGGUGACCAUCGAGCUGGGCUGUGUCAAAUAUCCUCUUGCCAAGGAUCUACCAAAAUACUGGGAACAAAACCAGCGAGCCUUGCUUCAGUUUAUACAUCAGGUUCACACUGGAGUGAAGGGCACAGUUUCAGAUAUUGGGGAUGGUACAGGAAUUCCUAAUGCCACCAUUAGUGUGGAGAAGAUAAACCACAACAUCACUACAGCUCAUACUGGAGACUACUGGAGAUUGCUGGUCCCUGGGACUUAUUCUAUCACUGCCUCUGCCCAUGGUUAUAAGGCUGUGACGAUCUACGCCACGGUCUCAAAGGAUCGAGUUGAGGUGGUGGACUUCAGACUGACACCUUUGCGCUCAGAGAGCAAUGGCCAGUCUUUCAGAGGCUUCCGAACCACACAGAACCCAAUCGAAAGGGUGUUUCAGAGCUUAAUCAAGGAGCUCUCUCUAGGCCAGGGUUUGGAGGAGUUAGUCAGGAGCACAGCCACAGAGAGCAACUUCCGCUACCGACCCUCCAAAGAGAUGUCGGCCUUCUUAAGAGGCCUCACGCUUAAUUUUCCCAAAAUUACAGUUUUACACAGCCUGGGCCAGAGUGUGGAGUUCAGGACCAUAUGGGCUUUGGAAAUCUCCAACAAACCUGGAGAAUCUGAACCAUAUGAGCCAAAGAUUCGCUUUGUAGCAGGGAUCCAUGGCAAUGCACCAGUGGGGACAGAGCUGCUGUUGGAGUUUGCUGCCUUCCUGUGCAUCAACUAUGGCAAGAACCCAGCCAUCACCAGGCUGAUCAACGAGACCCGGAUUUUCAUUGUUCCUUCUGUCAACCCUGACGGACGAGAACAGGCUGUUGAGAAGCAGUGCAAAUCCCCUCAGGGCCUGGCCAAUGCUAAUGGCAAGGAUCUGGACACAGACUUCUUUGGCAAUGCAUCCCAGCGUUUGGUCGAAGCCCAACCUGAGACCAGAGCGAUGAUGAACUUUAUUCAAAACCAGCGUUUCACUCUGUCUGUAGCCCUUGAUGGAGGCGCCCUUGUUGCCACCUACCCUUAUGACAAGCCUGUCCAGACUGUUGAGAAUGAAGGCACCUCAAAGUAUUUGGCAAGUGUUUAUGCCAACAAUCACCCUAAAAUGCACCUUGGGGACACGGAGUGUCCAAAUAAUGGGCAGAGCAACAUUCCAGAUGGAGUUAUGAGAGCAGCAGAGAGACAAAGUCACCUGGGAAGCAUGAAAGACUUCAGUAUGGACUUUGGCCAUUGUCCAGAAAUCACAGUGUACACUGGCUGCUGUCUGUUCCCUCCAGCUAAGCAGCUGGCCACACUCUGGACUGAGAACAAGAAGUCUCUGCUAAGCAUGUUGGUGGAGGUCCAUAAAGGGGUGCGAGGCAUAGUGAGGGACAAGAGUGGAAAGCCUAUUGUUGGGGCGAUCGUUGUACUGAAUGGAGGAGUGAGACUGUUUACUGGAGAAGGCGGCUACUUCCAUGCACUGCUGGCUCAGGGCAGUCACAGUAUUGAAGCAGUUGCCGAAGGCUACCAGCGGCAGCGUCAAAAGGUUGUGGUAUCUUCGACUGAAGCUGCUACCUUCAUCAUCAUUGAGUUUGACAUGGACAACAACAUCUUUGGCCUGCCCAGGGAGUUUGUCGUGGCCAGUGCAGCUGCUUCCAUGACAGCACUGGUGGUAACUGCGUGCAUCAUCUGGUGUGUGUGCGUAGCCAAGUCUAAUCGUCAAAAAGAUGGCUUCCACCGUUUGCGACAGCACAGAGAUGAUUAUGACGACGAGGUCUGGCUCACCUCUAUGGGCUCCAAGAAGUCGCUGCUCGCCCAUGAGUUUCAGGACGAAAGCGAAAGCGAUGAGGAGACUUUAUAUGCCAACAAAAUCUGAGAAACACUGCACCAGUUUGAUGGCUCAGUGUUUUAUUUUGAGCUCACCCCUCUCCCCCAAAGAUCAAACGCCUUGAACUCAGCGUCUCUUUCUUUGUGGCUGAUUCAAGAGUGAUUGAGACAGUUUCUAUUAGAUCAGUAUAUUCUGAGGACUUUCUCCCUGUCGUUCAGUCAUUGCUACUAAAUUAAUAAAUCCUGUUUGGAUUGCAGGGCCAGUUUUUUUCUCCCCCAACCCCUCCCACCCUGCAGCAUCUCUGAUUGACUUGUUCAACUAAUGGAGAGAGGAAGAAAUUAUCAAAAGAAGGGUAAAGAAAGGGGUUCACUCUAUUGUCCUCAUCCAACCUUUAUAUCAGCAGCUUUACUUUUUUUUUUUUUUUUUUUUUUUUUUUUUUUCCCCGAGCCAUUUAAGAAUCCUCCAAGACAACUAUGUAUCCUGCCUGGCUGAGACAUCAAGCCGAAAAGUCCAAAUGAACUUUAAAAGUGCUUUAUCUCCCUUAUUUCUCCUCACUGAUGUCUGUCACCACCAUGUAUUUAUUUUAAAACUACUUUGAAUUAGAAAGUAGGUUAUUUCUGCGUGUCCAAGCCUUUGGGAGACUGAAUCCAGUAGUGUGCCUUGGCUUCUAUAAAGUUUACAGUCCCAGUCAGGCUGUAAUGUGUGGCAGAAAGUAACCAUGAAAACCUAAUACUGGAAUUUGAUCCAUCCUAUACUCAGGUGGUGUGAAAGAAAAACUUUUUUUUUUUUUUCUUUUUCUCCUUCCUGCUGCAAAGAUGACCUGGAUGGCUGACCUGGAUUCAGUGGCUUUUGAGUUUUUUCAGUUUGUCAGUGUUGUGGACAAAAUUGCUUUGGGUGCAGUCCUGUUCAAAGCAUCAGGGAGAAUGUGUUACCAGGCUUGAAUGAAAGGUUUCCCAGCUAGUGGAGUGCAGAUCGAUGCGUGCCUGGAGGCCAUUUGCACUAAUUGGAAAGUAAAAAUCAUCCCUCAUUAUUGGCCAUGAAAAACAAUAAAUCUUAAAAUCUGUAAUUGUUAAAAGAAUGUAUUUUUAUUUUUUUGUUUUAAUAUCUUUGAUUGUAAGAUAAUUUGUUUGUAUAUGGAAAGUUAUUUCUGGCUUUUUUGGCUGUCAUAUUUUGAUCACAGAUCACCACAUCUCGAAUCUGUCACUAUAGUUUGUUUUUUUUCAUCUGAAUGUUUGCCCCCCCCCCCCCCUUUUUUUUAACUUAAUAUUUUGAUCACAGAAUGAAAACCAGGUUUGUCUGUUAAUGACUGAUGUAUAAGAACAAACCCCUAUGCUACACCAUAUAAAGGUUUUAUAUUUUCCUGCCUUAUUUUAAAUUGGAUGGCAAACAAUGUACCUCAUGAUCCAGUUGAUAAUGAGAUUGGAUGAAGUUGUGAAAUGGUGCAAGAUAAAGAUUCACCUUGUGCUGGUAGUUCUGUGCUCUAGGAUCUAAAUCCAUUUGUUACUGUGAGGAAUAGUGACAGCUGGGAUAGGACCUGGCCCUGGCAGGAUGGUUUCAAAUCACCACACUGGAUCAUUGAUAAAAGAUUGGAAAUUCACUGUGAUUUCAUCACAUGCAGUAGUUUAAAGCAAUAUAUACUUAUUCUCUAAAGAAUUUGCCCUGAUUUUUAGUUCCUUUGAGAAAAGAUUUCUUGACAUCUGUGUAGGCAGAUACUUUUGUACAUUUUUUUUUUUUUUAAACUCUGUUAAUGUGUGUAUGACUUUUUGAAAGUUGCGUGCGUGCCACUGUCAGGUGGUUUGGUGUGAACAUUUUAUAUGAACUGGAUUCGACUGUAAAUAAUGUUGGCAGUUGUAAAGAGGUGUGGGGAGGUGCAUCUCAUGUUAACUAUGAGUCUACACACAAAACAUUUAAUAAAAUCCUCUUUGUGAUGUGUGCAAAAACAACACAAUGAAAUAAAGCUUCUCACAACA